Molecule: messenger RNA, 1599 nt
Organism: Cadophora gregata
Lineage: Eukaryota; Fungi; Ascomycota; Leotiomycetes; Helotiales; Ploettnerulaceae
Exons: 6
Coding region: 1-1599 (532 amino acids)
Molecular function (GO): FAD binding
Source: RefSeq, a predicted model, not a curated record
AUGAAAGUGUUCAUAUUUCUAUCGAUCCUCGGAUCCCUUGUUACUCUCAUCUUGGCUGACGAAGACCUCGAAGACAAAGUUACUCGUUGUUGUUCCGUCCUCAGCCCUCUCAAGUCCUACGUCUCAUUUCCCGACUCCCAAAUCUACAUCAACCAAACCACUGGCAGUCUAUCCUACUGGUCAUCCUUCGAAAGCGACCUCUCCCCAGCAUGUCGCUUCACGCCAUCCAGCACCACCGAACUCGCUCUCGGCGUCCGUAUCCUCUCUUCUAAUCAUUGCCAAUUCGCCAUCCGCUCAGGCGGACAUAUGCCAUUUCCUGGCGCUUCCAACUAUGAUGGUAAGGGAAAGGAUGGUGUCACCAUUGACUUGACUUCGCUCAACCAGAUUGAGGUCCUUGAUAGCUGGACUGAAAACGGUGUCGUUCUUACUGAAAAGGUUGCCAAGAUUGGACCUGGUGCGAGAUGGGCUGAAGUUUAUGCUAAAAUGGAUCCGCUGGGAUUGACUGUCCCUGGUGGUAGAGUCGACUCUGUUGGUGUUGGAGGGUUUCUGCUUGGUGGUGGGCUUUCCAUUUUUGCGCAUACGACGGGGUUUGCGUGUAAUUAUGUGUUGCAAUAUGAAGUUGUGCUUGGAAAUGGGACUGUUGUCCUGGCUGAUAGUGUGCGAAAUUCUGAUCUAUGGCUGGCGUUGAAGGGUGGACACAACAAUCUUGGUGUGGUGUCUAGCUUCACCAUGAAGACCAUUUCUAUUCCAAAUGGAAUUUGGGGAGGAAUAGCUAUCAGUGACCCAGGCUAUAUCGACCAAGGCUUUGAAGCACUGUACAACUUCGGCGAAGUUGCUGGUCGAGAUGGCUUGACUACCGAUAUUUCGGGCGCUGCAUCGCUUCUCUACUUCAACAAUCCCUUAACCCAGGCCAAAUUUAUCAGCAACUUCCUCACCAGCUCAACCGGCUCGAUCUCCCCACCCAUCCUCUCAAAUUUCACCUCCAUCCCCCAGCUCAGCAAGACUUUCAGAAAGACUAGCCUUGGAGAUAUCAUCACGGAAGUCUCUGGCUCUUGGGUCAACGGUCAUCGUCAGAUUAUAGGUGAAGUUACGUUCAAGAACAAUGUUCAGAUUAUGAAGGAGGCACAGCAGAUUUUCGAGGCGGCGUUCGAACCGUUCGCUCAGGUGAAGGGGUUCCAGCAGAUUUUCCUUGUUCAGCCACUCCAUCGGGCUAUUUUGGCGGCGAGUGAGAAGAUGGGCGGGAAUAUCUUGGGUCUCGGUGCCAAGGAUGGCAAUAUAGUAUGGUUUGCCAUCGACCUUUCUUGGGAUGAUACCAAGUUCGACAACGCCAUAAACAAUGCUGCUAAGAAGUUCUUUGCGGAUGUCAGUCAAGCUGCAAAGCGUCUUGGUGUUUAUCACCCUUACAUCUACCUCAACUAUGCAUCGGAGUUCCAAGACCCAAUCUCUUCGUAUGGUCAUGCCAAUGUUCAGAAGCUGCGUGCUGCGAGUAGGAAGUAUGAUGGUGGUCAAGUUUUUCAGAGACUCGUUCCUGGAGGAUUCAAGAUCCCGGGUGCUCGUGGGGAGAGUGACGAUGACGGAAAGGUGCACCAUGGUCACUAA